Molecule: messenger RNA, 1065 nt
Organism: Plasmodium reichenowi
Lineage: Eukaryota; Apicomplexa; Aconoidasida; Haemosporida; Plasmodiidae
Product: erythrocyte binding antigen-181
Exons: 1
Source: RefSeq, a predicted model, not a curated record
AUCAAUUAGAAGGUAAAUCGCUAGAGAUGGAGAAUGGAACAUAUCAUGGAAGUAAUGACGAAGAAGAUGUUACUGGACCUUCUGUAGAAGAUAUUACAAAUGAUGAUAACAAUUCUUUUCAUAACAUAGCUAAUCAAAGUGAUGUUUUAAAUAGAGAAGAUGCUAUUGCUUCUGAAACUCAGGUUGAAAGUGAACCUGAGGAUUCAAAUAGGGUAAUAACUACAGAAGUUCCAAGUACUACUGUAACAACCACUGAUGAAAAACUAUCUGAACAAGUAGAAGAGAAAGAAGCUGAAGAAAUUAAAGAACCUGUUGAAUCAAGGGUUAUUCGAGAAACAAUGGAAAAUUCUGCGAAUUUAGAUUCCCCUGCUCAUGAAGAAGAUGUUGAAAAAGAAACAUUGGAACCUGAGAAGAAUGAAUUAUAUAAUGAUACAUCUAGAGGAAAUAUCAGUGAAAAGGAUUUAAACGAUAUUCAGUCGUUAAGAACUGAAACGGAUAGUACAGUAUUAGAUGAUUCUAGUGAAAAUGGAGAAAGAACAGAAGAUAGCGAAAGUGAAGUUGGAAUAUUACGAAAACAUAAUUUUAGCACAGAACAAAAUGAAGAAAAAGAUUUUGACCCAGUUGAGAGUGAUUUAGAAAAAGAAGAAAUUAAAAAUUUACUUAAUCUAGAAAAAGAAGAGGAUGCCGAUGUAGAAAUAAUCGAUAGAACACAUGAUAGUAUGAGUGAUGGAGAUAAUGGUGAUUCGAAUAACAAUAAUCUAUCAAGUGAAGAAAAAAUUGAACAGUAUAAAAAUAGAGAUGUUUCGAAAGAAAGAGAAGAAAUAUUGAACAUGUCAAAAACAAAUAUAUGUUCUAAUGAACAUUCAUUAAAAUAUUGUCAAUUUAUGGAAAGAAAUAAGGAUUUAUUAGAAACAUGUUCUUUAGAAAAUAGGUUACAUUUAUGUUGUGCAAUAUCAGAUUAUUGUUUAAAAUAUUUCAAUCCUAAUUCCCUUGAAUACUUUAAUUGUACACAAAAUGAAUUUGAUGACCCUACAUAUAAUUGUUUUAGAAAACAAAGAUUUACAA